CAGCCGAGCAAUUGAUUUCAUCCACGAGCGAGUCCGCGGAAGAUGAAUGAAUGAAUCCGCGACAUACAAACACAGACGCGUACAAGAGAUGGUUCCAUGUGCUGUUGUUCAACUUUGCCUUCUCUUCGAUGUCGCUUCGCGACACCCAGCCCCUGGCCCCCCCGCCAUGCACACCACACCCCUACGACGCAAAUGCCCCAACUUCUACCUACACAACGCUCCCUCUCUUCCUACCGGAAUACAUACAACCGGACAUCUCCCUUCGUCUCCAGACAACUAUCCUCAGAGAAUGCAAUGCCUCGUCAGAAGUCGUUGAGGCUUCUGGGCCUCUUAGGCGGCAGUGUGCCCUUAGUAAGGUAGGCGUCGAUGUCAUCCUGCAGCGGCGAAUCCAUCGGAUACACACCGGGCUUGUACCGCCGAAUCGGCACGCCAUCAGCGUCUACGCACAUAACACAGUCCAAUCAGCGAUCCGAUCCCGUCCGUCCACGUGUGUGUAUGUGUGGCUGGCACACCGAGCAGGAACUUGGCGUAGCUGACGAGUGACAGACACACAGAACGACACACACACAACGGAGAGAGGGAUGGAGCUGUGCAUACAGAAUGGCUGUGUGUUGGUGCCGUGCUGAAGGGGGGAGGGGAUCAUACUUCCACUCUAUCCUGCCCGUCAUGCCGUCGGCCGAGGUGAGCGUCGCGAACAGGGGGUCUUGUUGAGGGCCAACCUGCACACGCUGCUUGUCGAGAAUCGGAAACUGCACAGAACAGCCGACCCCACCAACAGACGAGCUCUUCUCUUAUGUCUGGCUAUCAUCAUGCGUGCAUGUGUGGUGUGUCCACGCACCUCGACUCCAUAGAGGCCACACAUGUUCUUCCGAAUCGUGGCGCUCUCAUCGGGAUCCUGAGGAAGAUCAGACGCAUGUGUCCAUAUCCCAGCCAGCGUCUCCCCGUCGUGUCACUCUUCACUUGGUAGGCGAAUUCAUUGCUAGGCACUGCAACAAUGUUCAGCCCCUUAUCAUGGUACCUUUCAUAGAGCGACACCAAUCCUGCAGCCAGCCAGACAGACAGACAGGUGCGCAGGAUACAACCCAACUGACAAACGUGUCAGUGGUAUUGCAGUGGCGUCUCCUGACCUUUGUUGUUUCCGUCCGUCAGGGCGCAAUAAGAAGCGGUAUUGGCCACCAGCGUCAGCUUCGGGCCCAAAUACUCCCGGAACUUGUGCAUCUUGCCCUCAAGCGCCACGUCGAUGUCAGCUACGCUCCUCGCGGUGCCAGCUGCAAGGGCCUGCGAGUCCUCAAGGCCGAGAGCGCCGAUGCCGAUCAGUGCAGUGGUGGAUAUGAGGGCAUCCUGGAGGUGCCGCCGCCUCUCGGCUGACGGAUCUGGUCUGCCUCUGUGUGACGACGGAAGCGAGGAGAGAGGGUGCGGCCGGUAGCCUUCCACGACAUACGAGAAUGCCGCAGCGGUCAGGACGAGCAGCAGCGCCAUGUUUUCCCUUGUCUUUACUCCUGCC
Messenger RNA from Vitrella brassicaformis, 1504 nucleotides. The record is from the annotation of a GenBank genome assembly. Lineage: Eukaryota; Vitrellaceae.